Pseudomassariella vexata is the source of this 768-nucleotide messenger RNA. Its product is annotated as Calcipressin-domain-containing protein. NCBI's taxonomy places the organism in Eukaryota, Fungi, Ascomycota, Sordariomycetes, Amphisphaeriales, Pseudomassariaceae. The coding region runs from base 1 to 768 and encodes 255 amino acids. Gene Ontology annotation, molecular function: nucleic acid binding; calcium-dependent protein serine/threonine phosphatase regulator activity. Gene Ontology annotation, cellular component: cytoplasm; nucleus. The record is from RefSeq and is a predicted model, not a curated record. Gene Ontology annotation, biological process: calcium-mediated signaling. The transcript has a single exon.
AUGUCGACGUCGCCGACCUCGUUGCCCUCGCGGCCAUCGUCCACCCGGGCAUCCUCCAGGUCAUCGCUCAAGCUCGACCUUUCCAACCUCCCGCCGUUGACACAACCCACCCCGCCAACCAACACUCUCCUCAUCACCAAUCUCUCAGACCUCGAGAUUUUCCGCCCAGACAACCUACAGACGAUACGCGAUCUGAUAUCCGUCACCGCACCCGUCUACACAUGGGCCCCGCUCAAGUCGUUCCGGCGCAUCGUGGUAUCCUUCGCGGACGAGCAGGCAGCUAUCAAAGUGCGCUCAGUAUGGGAUGGCGAAGCCAUCAUGGGCGAGCGUUGCCGCGUCUACUUCGGGCAGCAAACUCCCCUCAACCUCAAUGAAGACCAACACCUCGCGCUGCCCGAUGCCGGCAAGCUCUUCUUCAUCAGCCCGCCGCCCUCGCCUCCACACGGCUGGGAGAUGAAGCUCGAGGAUGCGCCGAACAAACAGGUGCACGCUGAGGACCUGGCAGAUGCAUUGGCCAAGCUGCACCAUCGCCCGGCCGCGGGCUUAGACUCUCCUAUCUCUCCCGUUGAUGGCGGGUCAGUGAGGACAAGGAGCCGUAGCAGCACUCUGAUCUUCAAGCCAGACCAGCACAGCGCCAGCCCGGACCUGCCCAGUAUUGCGGUCGAUGACAUGACGGAUUCGCCUAUGGACAUCAACCCCAGCCCGAUUGGCCAGGAGAAGCCCAUCAUGGCGCAUACCUCGCGGCCACCGGUGGAGCUGAUGGAAUGA